UGGGUCCCAAGCCUAUUUAGUUAGACAGCGCAGUUAUCGAGAGGAGUUGGAAAAGCCUCGUGGUCUUUUUGGGACAGUCCGCUCCAUGUAACUCCCCUACUUACUGUCGGAAGAUAAAUCUGCCUCCAGAGGUCAUUUUUGUCGAGUUUGGGUUUAGUUUUCUCUUCUGAAAAAGUUACAGAGUCAGCUGCUCUUUCUCUUUUCUGUAUCUUCAUCCAAAACGCUGAUAAGGAGACACUGCGCUAUUCUUUUUUUAUUGUUCCUAUUUAUUGUAUUUUGCACUAACGAUGCACACUACGCAAAAGGACACGACCUAUACGAAGAUUUUUGUUGGGGGUCUCCCCUACCACACCACGGAUUCAAGUCUCAGGAAAUAUUUUGAGGUGUUUGGUGAGAUUGAAGAAGCUGUGGUCAUUACUGACAGACAAACCGGCAAGUCUAGGGGUUAUGGAUUUGUGACGAUGGCGGACCGCUCAGCUGCAGAUCGGGCCUGUAAGGACCCCAACCCCAUCAUUGAUGGCAGAAAGGCUAAUGUCAAUCUGGCCUACCUGGGGGCCAAGCCUCGAGUGAUGCAGCCAGGUUUUACCUUUGGUGUUCCUCAGAUUCACCCUGCGUUCAUCCAAAGGCCUUAUGGGCUCACUCUCGGUUAAGCUAACUGUGCUGGUUUGUGGAAUAGUUCUGUCAACAUAAUCACAGAUCAGAGAAAGGAAUUACCUGUAGACUCAAGCACACACAAACAAGCUCUCAAAAUGGUGAUUAUAGAUGCAUGUACAUCGAUUUCAUGUGGCGUUUGACUUUUUUAAAAAUAGAUCUUAGAGCUAUGUGUGCAGUUAUGAAGUGGUGUUGUUAGCUAAAGCGUGUGCUUUCUUUUGUGACCAAAAAGCUGGAUUGACUGAAUUUUUGGGUGUUCUUUGCUUUUUUUUCUUUUUUUUUUUGUGGACGCGUAUUAACUUUGCCAAGAAAGAGCAAAGUCUUUUUUGUUAAUUUUUUUUAAAUUGUUUUUAGCUUGUGGGUGACCUGUUUUGUUUUAACAGGGUUUAUUGUUUCAUAUGUUUUCAUUGUCUUGUUGAAGUGAGUGGUGACUUUCCUGUGUGGCGUUUCUUUUCUUUUCUAGUCACCUCUUCCUUCCUUCCCUUCACAUUCUCACCUUUACCCUUCUCAGAAUAACAAACCCCAUCGCUGCUUGCGUGUACUCAGAGCAUCUUCCAGUUUCUUACUUUAACACACACAUUCACUCUGCUUUGCUCUGUCAACUCAAUACAGCUGCUCUCUUUUUCUUUUUGCACUUCUCUGUGUUUAUGGACAAAUAGCACCAUCAUAAAUAUGGGAAUGGAUGUCUUACGAAUGAAUGACAGGCCUGUCAGUUAUUAUCUGAGCUGUAUGUGCCUUUUUUAUGUAUGUGACAUGUUGCAUUUGUACAUAUGUGCUUUUACUGUGUUUGUGUGGCUUUGUUUGUGCACAUGCAUGCUCAUUUGCAGCUCAGUUCAGCGCACCAAAGCCUCCCAUGUGACACAAAUAAACGUCUGGGUGUCUCUCUCGUAUUCUCUCACAGUGAGCUUUCACAUGGGCUCGUGGUGUUAAGGAAAACAAGCGCGCCCAUUGUGCCACACAAAGCCACGAAUGCUGAUGCUGCAGUUGCAUGAAGCUCUGUGUUGUGUUAUGUGUUUGGGGGGGGCUGUUGAGGGUGAGGGAGCUGUAUUUCUCUGUCAUGUAAAAGCAGAGUAGGGUAAGCAUAGGUUUUUCAGCCUCACCCAAGAAGAGACCACUGACUACUGCUUGAAAUUGUACUUGCUCUGUAGUUUUGUCACUAAUAAACUUUUAUACUCAGCGAUUUAAUAAAGGAUCCACAUAAACUAACUGGAUCCAAGUCAUUUUCUAUGUGCGGAUCAUGACUCAGGUCCUGAUGUGACAACAAAGGUUUCAUGAACAACUAUAUCACAGCAAGACAGGUGUGGACUACAUGAGCACUGAGCACAAACACAUUAGAUCCAGUCACCUCAGCAGAAGGUAAACAUGAUGGAACAGAACCUUUAUUUAGCCCUGAUCUUUAAUAAUAGCUGCUUUGCAUGAACACAACAUGUCUGUAAAGCCACACACAGACACGAACAUGCACAUAUGUAUCAGCAUGGCUCCAAAAGACAGCCUCAAAGUUAUUGUGAUAGUUUUGAUGUUCUUAUUUUAUGACUGUCUUCAGAUAACAACUAUUUUGUAGCCAGAGCUUUUCUUCCUAUGACCAAAACCUCAGCUUUUGCUUUGUGUAUGUGUGUGAGUGAGUGUUAGCGAACAAUACUAUUUGAACACAAAGGUUCAACCAAGAAUGUUGGAGCUGGGAGUUUGAGUCCAUGAGCAGUGGCAAUGAGUACAUGCCACUGGAGGUCUUUUUUUUUUUCUAUUAGGCAGCCAAACCAUAAUUAGUGUGU
Monopterus albus (swamp eel) is the source of this 2420-nucleotide messenger RNA. RefSeq names its product RNA binding motif protein 24a (gene rbm24a). The record is from RefSeq and is a predicted model, not a curated record. Gene Ontology annotation, biological process: positive regulation of myotube differentiation; mRNA stabilization; regulation of alternative mRNA splicing, via spliceosome. The transcript has 4 exons. Lineage: Eukaryota; Metazoa; Chordata; Actinopteri; Synbranchiformes; Synbranchidae. Gene Ontology annotation, molecular function: mRNA 3'-UTR binding. The coding region runs from base 288 to 650 and encodes 120 amino acids. Gene Ontology annotation, cellular component: nucleus; cytosol.